This is a messenger RNA of Topomyia yanbarensis, 504 nucleotides long. Its product is annotated as transmembrane protein 141. The record is from RefSeq and is a predicted model, not a curated record. The coding region runs from base 181 to 504 and encodes 107 amino acids. NCBI's taxonomy places the organism in Eukaryota, Metazoa, Arthropoda, Insecta, Diptera, Culicidae. The transcript is spliced from 3 exons.
CAAUUGACAGCUAACAGCUGAUUGCUCAAAAUUAUUUCUGUUGGAUAUCUGAAGUUACAUCAGCUACAGCGGCUAUACGGAGGAAAAUAAUAUUAUAAUUACAUGUUUACAAUUUUCACUACUAAAAGAUUUGAGAUAUUUCGUAGCCACACGUAAAUUUCGAAUACAGCAACCAAUGCGAUGAAUGAUAUCCGCCGUCUUAAGGAACAGCAGCGAGAAAAACAUCCCGGUUUCGGUUCGUAUUUGGAAUGUAUGACCAGAGCUCUAUUUACCGGUUUAGCUAGCUUUACUAUUGGAUUUUCGGCAACAUACUUCCUACAGAAGCUGCUUGCACAAAAGCUGCCGUACCAGCAGAAAACCGGUAUUCUUGUAUCGUCACUGAUUGCAUCGAUAGCGUCGUACAAGGUGACUUCCGAUCGGACAAAGUCCUGCCAGGCAGGUUGGAUGGCUGUCGAAGAAAAGCAUACAGCACUGUCCGAAGAAGAGAGCGAGGAAUCCGUUUAA